AUGGUGGCAGUGAUCGUCAGUAGGUUAAAGAGGCCAAUGGAUCUGCCAUCUAUCCUGAAAGCUGUGUCCAACCUGCUUCUCAUUUCAGUGGGGAUCCCAGGAAACCUCAUAGUCCUGCUGGUGUUUGGCUACAUCGGUUGCACGGAGCGCAAACUGCUGCCAGCCGACAGCAUCGUUUUCAUGAUGAUGUUUGUGCACCUGCUGAUAAUCCUCAACCGAGGAAUCCCACAAACCCUCUUUACACUGAACUACAGGGGAUUCUACGAUUCCUCAACCUGCAAGUUUCUCAUUUACAUCUUCAGAAUGACCAGGUCUAUGUCCAUGUCCCUUACCUUCCUCCUCAGCGCAUACCAGAGCGUCCUGAUCGCGCCAGCCACCUCCCGGCUCUCGUACCUAAAGCCAAAGCUCCCCACGCUCCUGCUGCCAUCCUUUCUCUUCUUGUGGCUACUGAAUGGGGCGACGUGCAUCCACAGCUUCCUGUACACAUCUCAGAUCCGGAACUUCACCGCCCUCAAAUUCACUCUCAAUCUGAGCUACUGUAUUGUGGAGUUUCCUAGCGAAGCAUCCUACUUAGGGACCGGCACCAUGGAACUCUUCAGAGAUCUCUUCUUCGUGUUUUUUAUGGUGGCCGCCAGCUCGUACAUUUUGUUUGUUCUCUAUCGACACCGCCAGCAGGUAAAGGGCAUCCGGAGCUCCGAGCAGAACCAGCACACGCCAGAAAUGCGGGCGGCCAAAAUCGUGGUCACUUUCGUCACCCUCUUUGUGGUUUUCUUCGGAGUCGACAACAUCACCUGGAUCUACACCCUGUCUGCGGACAAGGUCCCUGCCGAUAUUAACAACGUGAGGGUUUUCUUCUCCUCGCUCUACGCCUCUGUCUCUCCCAUAGUCGUGAUCGCUUCAAACAAGAAAGUCAACAGCAAGCUGCAGUGCACUAAGACGGUUAAGGUUUCUCAAUCCAAGACAACUAUUGUUUCCAUUGCUUAGCCAUACUGUACUUAUUCCUCUGCUUCGUUGUUUACAGUAAAACCAGAUUUAAAGUGUCCCAAUAAAGGAAGAAUCCCUUCUAGAUAAUGUUUAUCAAACUGGUUCUUACUUCUUGCUUUUGCACAUGAACCAUCAGCCACUCAUAAAAGAAAAGAAAAACUUCGAUCCAGUUUUAAUUGUUUUCUACAUAUGAAGAUACAGUAGGUUUAAAGCACAGAGUGAGGUUCUGAGUCAGUCCACUGCUCUCAUGUAUAUAUGUAUUAGGGGUUUUAAUCAAUUAAUGAUUAAUCCCACCUGUGGGCUUUGAUUGAUUAAAAAAUAAUUGAUUGCUUAAUCUUGUCUACCUGAGAGCGGGAUCAAAAACCUGUCAAAUUACAUGAAAGUGAAUAUAUGUAUAAUAAACAUUAGCUGGCAUUAUAAAACAUUUGCAUUAAACAGCAUUAUGUUAGUACUUUACUUGUAAUUGUCUUUCAAUACAAUUUCACAUCACUCGCAAACAGGUGUGAUAUAUCGAUUUGAAGCAGUUUCCACACACACAGGUGUAGUAUAUAUUAUUACAUGUAGUUUUUGACAUGCUUAUUGAGCCACCAUUGGGAAUUAACAAUGCUUACCACUUAGAAGAAACGGCAAUAAGAUUUCUAAUUGCUACUCUUAUAUAGGAUUGAUUGUAUAGUAUGUUUGUAUCUGGUUCUUAUGGUUACAGUACUGUUUCUAGAGAUAUUCAUAGUUGAGCUGUAUGAAGCAUACACCGAAACAUCACACAAGCAUAAGAGAUGGUUUUUUUUUGUUUUUGUGCCCCUUACUAAUGCUGGUGUUUCCA
Messenger RNA from Acipenser ruthenus (sterlet), 1804 nucleotides. RefSeq names its product olfactory receptor class A-like protein 1. Gene Ontology annotation, biological process: G protein-coupled receptor signaling pathway. Gene Ontology annotation, cellular component: membrane. The transcript is spliced from 2 exons. NCBI's taxonomy places the organism in Eukaryota, Metazoa, Chordata, Actinopteri, Acipenseriformes, Acipenseridae. Gene Ontology annotation, molecular function: pheromone receptor activity. Bases 1 to 984 code for a protein of 327 amino acids. The record is from RefSeq and is a predicted model, not a curated record.